CACCAUAUGUCCCUUUAGUUCUUCUUUCUCUUCACAUGGUGUGUGUGGUCUGUAAUCUGAUUUAGUCAGCCUGCAUCUCUCAGAAAGGAAAGACACAGAGCACAAAGGUGCAUCAGAAUAAGUGCACGUUAGUCACCACCUGUGCUUCCACACAACAUGGCUUACAUAGUCAAUCAGCCGGCACCUCAAGCUAUGUACAUUGAACAAGCUCAGCCUACUAUGUACAUUGAACAAGCUCAGCCUCCUGUGAUUGUCCAGGCAGCGCCUCAACCAUCUGUAGCAGUGGUCCAGGCUCCUGGUCCUGUGGUGAUCCAGUCUCCUAUGAAAUCUGUACCCGCAAACACACGGUGUGGUUUCUGCCAGCAGCAGAUUGUCACAGUGACUCGACCCGUCAAUGGACUUCUCACCUGGGCGGUUUUUGGAGGACUCUUUCUGUUCUUUAUAUGGCCGUUCUGCUUGAUUCCUUUUUGUGUCAAGUCCUGCAAGGACAUCGAACACACCUGCCCCUACUGCAAGAACGUCAUCCACGUGUACAAACGGAUGUGAGACGUCUCACGCCGGAGAACCCGGAGAACCUGGAGCGCACCAUAGACCUAAAUGAAUGAUCUUGUUUUUUUUUUCUUUCUUCUUAAUAUGUAAUUAAGAAUAUGCAAAAUAAUUAGUUACAUACAAAAAAGUAUGUGUUUAUGUAUUCUUAUUAUCUAAUUAUGCAUUCUUGCCUCUGCUUCUAGAGUUAUUGAAAUCUUUGUCGUUUACAUUUUCCCGUUUGUGAAAAGUGUUCAUAUAUUGACAUUAUUGAACUGCUGUUCGGAAGAAAUGAGCGAAACGUUGGAACAUCUGCAAAGAUGGUGUUCAGGAAAAAGGUAGAAAAGGUAGAAAAUUUAAAUUGAAAUUUAAAUCGCAGCCUAUGUGGUCAUCUAGGAUUCAUCAGUGAUCACAUGAUCGUUUAGGGCAGGGGUUUCUUUAGAAGGGGUUUCUUCCCAAGGAAGCAAUACCUUCUGGGCAAAUCAGACACAACAGAGCACCAGAGCUUUCAAUAAAAGUUUCACAUGUUUCAGUCCAGUCUCUACAGACACGAAUUCUUUCUUUUCGCCGUCUCCACAAACUAGCUAGGUAGCUAGGUAGAGGUUUCCAUAGAAACGUAAGUGGUUUGCCGUUGAUCGGUGUCGUGACACUUGCGUGCAGCGCCGCAUGCGUGCACACAUUGAAGUAUAUUAUUGUAAACGGACUUUUCAUUAACUUCGGUAGUCUGUACAGAGGAAUUGUAAUUGCCUUUGUUUGCUGCAGGAAACUUAUCUUUAGUGAUGCGUUUUUAAAACACAUAUCAUCGAUAUCAUAUCAUAUAAAAUCAUAUCAUAUGAUUUUAUAUAUCAUUUAAAUUAUUUAAAUACCAAAAUUCAUUCAUUCAUUUAAAUUCCAAAAUCAUAUGAUAUGAUAUGAUAUGAUAUGAUAGUAUUUCAUAUGAUUUUUGAUAUUUAAAUGGCCUCUUUGCACUAUAAUCUAUUAAGUAAGUUUUUCCCAAAAAUGAGCUGAUUUAUGUUCCCUGUUUGGUGCUAUGAUUCUGAAGCUAGCCCGUAUGAAGCUGUUAUAAUUAUCAUAAACUAGAAAUUCUAUCAGCUACUCAUCCCUGUGUUUAUCCCUGUUGGAAGUUGGAACACAAUUGUCCAAGGAUGUAUGUUUUUCCACGCAAUCGAACCAUAGUAAUGGAGCCUCGAGCUUCUAAAAGGACGGAAAAGCACCGAGCGACGAUAAAACUAGUCCGGUGUCGUACGUAUUCCAGCUUUCCGAAGCUUUCUGUGAGGAAUCGACCGAAACGUAACGUGAUCAUAUCGAUCUGCUUUAAUUGUCCCGAGAGAGUUUAUAAGAGAAGUGUUGUAAUGAUGUCUGAUUCGUGACUGAAUCGUUUGUCUGAGUCGGUUCACUUCGAUGAAUCGGAGAAUCCCGCUGAUAAAAACCAGUCCGAAUGAUUCAUUCAGGAAUAGAACCGAUUCGAUUCUCGAGUUCAACUCACUGAUUUAAGGAUCCUGUCGCUGAGUACAGUGGUGUUAAUUACUUGUACUGUAUAUAUAUAGUUAUUUGUAUUUAAUUACAAAUGCCUAAUUUUAGUUAAUUUAAUAAACUGUUCACAUUUA
Molecule: messenger RNA, 2132 nt
Organism: Ictalurus furcatus (blue catfish)
Lineage: Eukaryota; Metazoa; Chordata; Actinopteri; Siluriformes; Ictaluridae
Product: LITAF domain-containing protein-like
Exons: 4
Coding region: 157-546 (129 amino acids)
Molecular function (GO): zinc ion binding
Source: RefSeq, a predicted model, not a curated record